GUUUAAACACUGGGCACUGAUCAGGUUAGAGUGGGAGGGCAGCAGGCGGGAUCAGAAAGCCUCCAGUUAAGAAGUAUUUGAGGGAAGUUUUAUCUCCAGGGGCUGCAGUUUCCUCCACAGUGCUUCAGGAGAAGAUGGCCUCUCUGUGAAGUGACGGGGGCUCAGUCACAGGGCGACUCCGGAUCUGCCUUUCAGCAGGAGAUGAACAUUAUCAGGUGUCUCUCUGGUGUUGUGGAUAAAACUAAGUCUAUAUUCGUGAGGCAGUAUGGGGGACUGGAACUUGUUGGGGAAGCUGCUGGAAAGUGCCCAGGAACACUCCACCGUUGUGGGCAAAGUCUGGCUGACGGUGCUGUUCAUCUUCCGCAUCCUGGUGCUGGGAACCGCCGCUGAGAAGGUGUGGGGCGACGAGCAGUCGGGCUUCACCUGCGACACCAAGCAGCCCGGUUGUCAGAACGUCUGCUACGACAAGACCUUCCCCAUUUCUCACAUCCGCUUCUGGGUGAUGCAGAUCAUCUUCAUCUCCACGCCGACUCUCAUUUAUCUGGGCCACAUCCUCCACUUGGUGCGCAUGGAGGAGAAAGAGAAGCAGAAGGAGAAGGACCUCGCCCUCCAGACGGAGAAGCAGCAGCAGUUACUUGGCAACAAGGCCAAGAAGGCCCCGAUUAAAGACAACCAGGGGCACGUGCGUUUGCACGGCGCGCUGCUGCGAACCUACGUCUUCAACAUUAUCUUCAAGACCCUGUUUGAAGUGGCCUUUAUUGUAGCUCAGUACCUCCUGUACGGCUUCGAGCUCAAGCCCAUGUACACCUGCGAUCGCUGGCCUUGCCCCAAUACAGUGAACUGCUACAUCUCUCGCCCCACCGAGAAGACAGUUUUUAUCCUCUUCAUGCUCGCCGUGGCCUGCAUCUCUCUGCUGCUCAAUCUGGUGGAAAUGUACCAUCUCGGUUUCACAAAGUGCCACCAGGGCCUCCGUUACAGACGAGCACAGGCUGCAAAUGAGGCCUCCAAGGCCCUAACCGAGACGGUCAUGCCCUUUGUCCCGAGCUACAACUACUUUGCCGGUCAUCCCGCGGUGCCGGAACAUUUCCCUGCGGACUCCAAGUACAGCAUGGCCGAGCCGAACUCUGCUUACAGCCCCUAUAACAGCAAAGCAGUCCACAAGCAGAACAGAGACAACUUGGCCGUGGAGAGGAAAGGAAAAGCAGAGGGAGACGACACGAAGGAGAGGAAAACCUCCACCCCUGCCUACGAGUCGGCAAUUGAAAAUCAUCGCAGAAACAGUCAGUCGAGCAAGCACAGCAACAACAAGAGCAGGCUGGAUGACCUGAAGAUCUAACGGGAUGUUGCAUUUGCCUGCAGUAUAACUCUGCCGCUCACCGGACGUUUUAAUGUGAGAGGUCAUCAGAAACAGGCUUUAAAAGGACAUGCCCAUAAUUGGUUCUCAGAAAGCAAGAAAAAGCAAGAAGCAGGGUUAAAUAUGGUGAUGAAACUUUUACUCUGAUGUCACCACGAGUUUGAUGGGUACAGCGUCGAAGAUGAUGAGCAAAGGAAGAUCCUGAUUGAAGUCUUAAUUCCUCUUGUGGUAUCAAAAUGAUGAACUGCAUUUGUCGCUCUGUCUACAGUUUUGCUCCUGAAUCUUUUUGAGAUUUUGACAUGAAGAUUGAUUAAACAUUUUGUCACAACCGUCUUGACAUUAAUAAAGUCCCAUACGUGCAGGUGACAGAGAUGCAGACGACUUCAGAAUUGUUUUGUUUACAAGCAAUUUACUUUACUUUAUUAAAAACAAAAGCAAAAGCUGUCAAGAUAGAAACGAGUGCAGUUUGAAUAUGUGAAAUGUUUGUUACGAUUCUUUGUAUAUAUGGAGCAUGUACAGAGCAUUAUUUAAAUUAAGAAUGACACAACUAAAUGGUAAAAUAUGAAAUGUAGAUUAGAUGUCUCAGAAGCUGUGAUCUUCUCAGGGGACUGUUUAUUCGGACUUUUGCAAAAGAAAAAACAUUUGUUGACAUAUGUGCAAUUAUUUGUGACUGUGUAA
Acanthopagrus latus (yellowfin seabream) is the source of this 2032-nucleotide messenger RNA. RefSeq names its product gap junction protein, alpha 2 (gene gja2). Bases 266 to 1336 code for a protein of 356 amino acids. The transcript has 2 exons. Gene Ontology annotation, cellular component: connexin complex. The record is from RefSeq and is a predicted model, not a curated record. Gene Ontology annotation, biological process: cell communication. Lineage: Eukaryota; Metazoa; Chordata; Actinopteri; Spariformes; Sparidae.